Messenger RNA from Aethalodelphis obliquidens (Pacific white-sided dolphin), 978 nucleotides. RefSeq names its product aquaporin 5 (gene AQP5). Gene Ontology annotation, biological process: transmembrane transport; water transport; carbon dioxide transport. Bases 38 to 823 code for a protein of 261 amino acids. Gene Ontology annotation, cellular component: plasma membrane; apical plasma membrane. NCBI's taxonomy places the organism in Eukaryota, Metazoa, Chordata, Mammalia, Artiodactyla, Delphinidae. The transcript has 4 exons. The record is from RefSeq and is a predicted model, not a curated record. Gene Ontology annotation, molecular function: water channel activity.
GACGUGCGACCCCUGCGGGGGCUGCUGCCUUCAGACCAUGAAGAAGGAGGUGUGCUCCGCGGCCUUUCUCAAGGCAGUGUUCGCAGAGUUCCUGGCCACCCUCAUCCUCGUCUUCUUCGGCCUCGGCUCGGCCCUCAAGUGGCCGUCGGCGCUGCCCACCAUCCUGCAGAUCUCGCUGGCCUUCGGCCUGGCCAUAGGCACGAUGGCCCAGGCCCUGGGGCCCGUGAGCGGUGGCCACAUGAACCCCGCCAUCACGCUGGCCCUCCUAGUGGGCAACCAGAUCUCCCUGCUCCGGGCAGCCUUCUACAUGGUGGCCCAGCUGGUGGGCGCCAUUGCCGGGGCUGGCAUCCUCUAUGGGGUGGCACCACGCGAUGCCCGAGGCAAUCUGGCCGUCAACGCGCUCAACAACAACACAACUCCGGGCCAGGCCGUCGUGGUGGAAAUGAUUCUGACCUUCCAGCUGGCGCUCUGUAUCUUCUCCUCCACCGACUGCCGCCGCAUCAGCCCUGUGGGCUCCCCAGCCCUGUCUAUUGGCUUGUCCGUCACACUGGGCCACCUAGUGGGGAUCUACUUCACCGGCUGCUCCAUGAACCCGGCCCGCUCUCUCGGCCCCGCAGUGAUCAUGAAGCAGUUCAGCCCCUCGCACUGGGUGUUCUGGGUGGGGCCCAUCAUGGGGGCUGCUUUGGCUGCUAUCCUCUACUUCUACCUGUUCUCCCCCAACUCCCUGAGGCUAAGUGAGCGUGUGGCCAUCAUCAAGGGCGUGUCUGAGCCCGAGGAGGACGGAGAGGAACGGAGGAAGACCAUGGAGCUGACUGCCCAGUGACCAGCAUCACGCAGGGGCCAGCCUCUCAGCCCCUGAACCGCAGGGGGAAAGAAGAGAAAUACAUGAUGGCAAAGCUGCCUUCCCCCGCAGCUGGGGAGGAGGUGCUGACUCCCCAGGCUGAACGGUUAGAGUUGGAGCAGGAACACAGGAUGGGG